AGAGCAGCAGGUGCUGAGAGCGACAACACAAGAGAACAUCCGGUUUGACUGAAAAUAUCGCGUUUAAAAACAAAAGUAACAUUUAUAUAUUUUCACGUUUAUUUUUCACGCAGUACAGCAAUGAUAAUAAUCGGCGUAAAGGUGAGCGUCCUCGUGCUUCUCCUGGGCUUCGCGCGCCACCGAGUCGAAGGAAGGUGCGAUGUGGAGCAUUGCACCAACAGCACAAGAUGUCUUCUGUCCAAAGACCAAAGAAGCUGCAAGUGUGCCACUGGAUAUUAUGGUGACCAGUGUGACAAAAAUGCUCACAUCAAAGUUAUGUGCACCACAAACUACAUAGCCAUCAGAGUGAUGGAAGACUUCUUCAAGUACCACAGUGUGCCUCUGGAGUCCCUGCACUUGCCCAACAAAUCUUGUGGUGGUCAGAGAGUAGUCCUCAGUGGUGUGCCAUACUACUAUUCCAUUAUAUCUAAAGACGAAUAUCUAACCUGCGGAGGCAAGCCGCUGGAGAAAAAUUUUACUCACAUCUCCUAUUCUAUGAGUCUACUGUCAGACCCUCAGGUGACUGGAAACAUAAUCAGAAAUCCAGUCAUUAAACUGGACUACAAAUGCGUCUUUCCAUACAUCAGGAGAAUCAGCCUGCCUUUCCCAGUAGUCCCCUUUUCCAGUGAAACAGUGAUGCGUGUGGAUGAACUUGAUGCAACGAUACAGAUGUUGUUGUACACAGACCACUCCUACACCAAGGCCUACACCAGUGCCCCCACCAUCGAACUCAGGGACAAGGUGUAUGUGGAAGUGACGGUCACAGAGCCCGCGGACUUCUUCCUGCUCCGCAUUAAUGAGUGCUGGGCCACGCAGACUCCCCAGUCGAACAUGACGGAGGGAGCAUUUCACACUCUGCUUCAGAAUGGGUGCGUGAACGACCAAACCGUUUCCUUCCAUAACGUGAGCACAGAGCAGUCUGGCCGUAACGGAGAAAGUUCCACCGUCCGCUACAGCUUCGACAUGUUCCGCUUCACAGCAGAGCCUCACGAGCUCUACCUGCACUGCACCAUACAGCUGUGUGAGCCAUACGACUACGAGUCCUGCACGCCUAACUGUAACUCAAUCAGCAAGAGAGAAGCAGUGAGAGCAGAACCCCCCCUGGGCCUCCUGUCGUAUGGACCCAUCAGGAUCGAAAUGCCAGACAGAGUUCAUUCCGGCAUACUGACGGCAGUGGUGAUUCCUGUAGCGGCCGUCUGGACUGUGGGCUUCUUCCUCAUCAUCCUCAUCACUGUGGCCAGCAGGCAGCAGGAGGCUCAAACAAAUGGAGGAGGAUUGACAAUAAUAAUGCUGCUGUUGGCAGCUUGAAUAAAGCUUCAGAAAGUA
This is a messenger RNA of Scatophagus argus, 1365 nucleotides long. RefSeq names its product zona pellucida glycoprotein d (gene zpd). Gene Ontology annotation, cellular component: apical plasma membrane; cell surface. NCBI's taxonomy places the organism in Eukaryota, Metazoa, Chordata, Actinopteri, Scatophagidae. Gene Ontology annotation, biological process: neutrophil migration. The record is from RefSeq and is a predicted model, not a curated record.